GAAUCGAGCAAUCCAAAACAAAGCGUCUAAUGAUCCAGACGGACUUUCACGUGUUGAUAUUUUAAUUGAUUUAUAUUUAAAUAAAGCAAAAUGCUUACAAACAAAAUAUUUCUUAAGAAAACCAAAAAAGGAAGUAUUUUGAAAAUUGUUAGGGAGCACUAUUUAAGAGAUGACAUAUCGUGUGGAUCCGAAUGUUGUGAAACAUGUACGCACGAUUCAAAGGGGGCCAAGUUGCUUUCCAAACCAGAGAAUAACAGUGUUAUAGUGAAUACGCCACACUACAUAAUCCCGGACUCAAAUGUGGUUUUUCAUCAGAUUGAUGUUUUAGAAGAUGCAGCAAUACAAAAUUUGAUCAUUCUUCAAACAGUUUUAGAGGAGGUGAAACAUCGGAGUGCCCCUGCCUACAAGAGGUUGAAAGACAUCCUUGCGAAUCCAGCCAAACAUUCAUACAGCUUUGCAAAUGAAUUUAACAAAGAUACAUACAUUGAGCGCGCGCCAGGUGAGAAGGCAAACGACCGUAAUGAUCGGGCCAUACGAGAGGCGGGCCUGUGGUACCAGAAACAUCUGUCCUGCACCGGAAUCACUACCACAGUUGUGCUGGUCACGAACGAUGCCGACAACCGGGCCAAGGCAAACCUGAAGGGCCUCACUGCUUUUACAAUUCAAGAAUAUAUAAAGAGUUUGAAAGACAAUGGAUCCUUGCUUGAUAAACUAGCUCACGUUGGAACAAGCAUGGUGGUGGAGAAGGACAAGGUUCAAUUUCCAGAGCAUUUGUCUUUGGCUGAGAUUCAGAAGGGCAUCAGAACAGGCAAAUACCUGCAAGGCACUUUCUUAGCUAGCAGGGAAAACUACCUGGAAGCCAAUGUCAGUGUCCACAAUCAGGAGAAAAUGGUAUUUCUGCAAGGCCAUGCGAACCUGAAUCGAGCGGUUAACGAUGACGUUGUUGCCAUAGAGAUGUUACCGGAGCCUGAAUGGAGCUGUCCCAGCUCUCUCAUGCUGGAAGAGAUAGAGGAGAAACCUGAUGACGCUGACAUAGAGGCAGAGGAUGCAGCUGUAAAGAGGAAGCGAGUGCCUCGUGAAUUGAGACAGCCAACAGGGCGAGUGGUGGGGAUCAUAAAGAGAAAUUGGCGGCAGUACUGUGGCAUACUUCAACCCUCUGCUGUCAAAGAGGCUACACGUCACCUGUUUAUGCCGGCUGAGCGGCGUAUCCCCAAGAUUCGUAUCGAGACACGCCAGGCACGGGACCUGGGCAGUCAGAGAAUUGUGGUUGCCAUUGACAGCUGGCCCCGAAACUCCAGAUAUCCACAGGGCCAUUUUGUGCGAAAGCUUGGCAAUAUUGGAGACAAGGACACGGAGAAUGAAGUUUUACUACUGGAGCACGACGUCCCACACUGCAGUUUUUCAGAGCAGGUGCUAAGCUUCCUGCCCAAGAUGCCCUGGACCAUCACUGAUGAGGACUUGAAACAUCGCACAGAUCUUCGACAUGUGACUAUAUGCAGUGUUGAUCCCCCUGGUUGUACAGAUAUUGAUGAUGCAUUGCACUGUAGGGACCUCCCUAACGGCAAUUUAGAGGUGGGUGUCCACAUUGCGGACGUGAGUCACUUUAUCCGUCCUGGAAAUGCCUUGGACCGGGAGGCUGCCAGCAGGGGAACCACCGUCUAUCUAGUUGACAAGAGAAUUGACAUGGUUCCAGAACUGCUCAGUUCCAACUUGUGUUCCCUUAUAUGCGAUGUAGACAGGUUUGCGUUCACUGUUAUUUGGGAGAUGACCCAGACAGCAGACAUUGUCAAGACUUCAUUUAUGAAGAGUGUUAUUCAGUCAAGGGCCUCGUUGACCUAUGGUGAGGCACAGAUGAUCAUCGACGAUCCAAAACGAAAUGACGAGAUAGCUAGAAGCCUUCGGGGAUUGAACCGUCUGGCCAAGAUAAUGAAACAGCGCCGCAUAGAUAAAGGAGCCUUGACGUUGGCUUCUCCGGAGAUAAGGUUCCACAUUGACAGCGAGACACAUGACCCAAUAGACGUCCAAGCUAAACAACUGUUGGACACAAACUCGAUGGUUGAGGAGUUCAUGUUACUGGCCAACAUCGCCACGGCCCAGAAGAUUCAGGAGGAAUUCCCCAACUGUGCAGUGUUACGUCGACACCCUUCGCCGCCCGUCUCCAACUUCGAACCUCUCAUGAAGGCGGCGCUGUCAAAGGGAUUCAAGAUGAAUGUGUCGAGAGGCAAGGACCUUGCUGACAGUCUCGAGACAGCCACUAUUCCUGAUGAUCCGUACUUCAAUACGAUGUUGAGAAUCAUGACCACGCGUUGCAUGAUGCAGGCCGUCUACUUCUGCAGCGGAAUGAUUCCAGAGUCAGAUUUCCUGCACUAUGGAUUAGCUACGGAAAUUUAUACACAUUUUACGUCGCCCAUUAGAAGAUACUCUGACAUCCUGGUCCAUCGCCUGUUGGCGGUGAGUAUUGGGGCAGACUCUUCUUACCCCGACUUGCUGGACAAACACCGCACGCAGAUUGUCUGCAACAACCUCAACUAUCGCCACAAGAUGGCUCAGUAUGCAGGAAGAGCUUCGGUCAAUCUACACACACAUCUCUUCUUCAAGAAUCGAUCUGUGGAUGAAGAGGGCUACAUUCUGUUUGUGCGGAAAAAUGCAGUGCAGGUGCUGAUUCCAAAGUACGGUCUGGAGGCUACACUCUACCUUAACUCUGAGAAGAGUAAAAAGGGACCUCCAUUUAUUUUUAAUGAAGAGGAGAACACACAGGCCUGUGCAGGUGUUACACUGAAAGUGUUUGACAGAAUAAUUGUGCAGAUAAGCAUCGAUCGUUCCAAUGUUCAGCAUCUGAAGCUUAGAAUUCAGCUUGUGGAACCAGUGAUUCCUGGUUUUAGCGUUCCACCAAUGUCCUUAAAGCCUGACGGUGACGAGCCUCCAGCCAAAAAGAAGAAAACGUGAAAUAUUUCAACUCAGACCAUGAAAUAAUUAAUAAUGCCAUGUACGAGGCUUGCAUUAACAAAAUUGUAGGAGUAAUUUACUUAGGAUCUUUGUUUCAAAACUUCAAAAAUUGCAUUAUGGAAGUAUCAAAACUGAAGAAAAAAACAUACUUAACGUGGUACUUACAACUCUAGGAAGCCAGGGAUUCCAAAAUUGUAAACAUAUUGGUAGUGUUGAUUAUAAACAUUAAAAAAUAUAUAUAUUAAAGGUCAAAAAAGCA
This is a messenger RNA of Dreissena polymorpha, 3205 nucleotides long. Its product is annotated as exosome complex exonuclease RRP44-like. Bases 91 to 2946 code for a protein of 951 amino acids. Gene Ontology annotation, cellular component: cytoplasmic exosome (RNase complex); nuclear exosome (RNase complex). The record is from RefSeq and is a predicted model, not a curated record. Gene Ontology annotation, molecular function: endonuclease activity; 3'-5'-RNA exonuclease activity; RNA binding. The transcript is spliced from 22 exons. NCBI's taxonomy places the organism in Eukaryota, Metazoa, Mollusca, Bivalvia, Myida, Dreissenidae. Gene Ontology annotation, biological process: rRNA catabolic process.